Cololabis saira (Pacific saury) is the source of this 8225-nucleotide messenger RNA. It is a transcript of the gene foxp4, whose product is annotated as forkhead box P4. The coding region runs from base 636 to 2795 and encodes 719 amino acids. The transcript is spliced from 19 exons. NCBI's taxonomy places the organism in Eukaryota, Metazoa, Chordata, Actinopteri, Beloniformes, Belonidae. The record is from RefSeq and is a predicted model, not a curated record. Gene Ontology annotation, cellular component: nucleus. Gene Ontology annotation, molecular function: DNA-binding transcription repressor activity, RNA polymerase II-specific; RNA polymerase II cis-regulatory region sequence-specific DNA binding. Gene Ontology annotation, biological process: regulation of transcription by RNA polymerase II.
ACACAUGCGUACACACACACAAACCUAGUGAUUCAACUCUGAUUCCCAGCGAACGAGCAAGCAACAGACGGGAUGCCAAAAAGUGAAGAGCGGUGGAGAGGUUUUACGCGCUGAGUGAACCUCCUGACAAGAUAGCCGGGGAAACAGAGGUAACUAAACAAGACGAGAAGCAGCGCCGCUUCUCCGCGGCAAGUUGCGCGCAGGCAGAGCCAGAGUUUGAGCUUCAGUAUUGUUCUGACUUCACUCCAGAGGGGCCACUCCGAGGAGAGAGGACGCACACAAAAGGGGAAAAGGAAAGGACUAACGAGCACGCUUUGUCGCUUUUAAAGUAAUGCUCCUCCGGUCUUAGAUCCUAGAUUUCUUUGUCUCUCCCUCUCUUUCCUCUAUUUUUUUUUUUCAUUUUUAUUUUUUUUUAUUUUUGUUUUUUUUCGUCCCGUCGGUUUUGCGUCCCCCUUUUGUCGCCACGAGAGAGUGGACGGGGGACCCGGGGAGCAGAAGCGGGCUGUCCACAUGCUCCAACCGCUGGCGUGAAAGUUGACUUCUUCAGAGACCAAGAGAACAGAUCAAGACGCAUUGAGAAGAAAACGCUGCCGAACAGUGUGUGUGCUUAGAGGAGUUGCAUCCAUGUGCCAGUGAUGAUGGUGGAAUCAGCUUCUGAGACCAUUCGAACGACACCGUCCAACCAGAAUGGAGUCAGCAGCCUCAGCAGCCAAUCAGACGGAGGGGGAGGCAGAGAGGGUGGGUCCAACGGAGACACUAAUGGAGAGAUCAGCCCGGUUGAUUUACUGCACCUGCAGCAGCAACAGGCACUCCAGGCAGCCAGACAGUUCCUCCUCCAGCAGGCCUCUGGACUCAACUCCCCUGGCAGCAACGAGGUCAAACAGAGUCCCGUGCAGGUGCCUGUGUCCAUGGCCAUGAUGAGUCCACAGAUGAUCACUCCUCAGCAGAUGCAACAGAUUCUGUCUCCACCUCAGCUGCAGGCCCUGCUGCAGCAACAGCAAGCUCUUAUGCUACAACAGUUACAGGAAUAUUACAAGAAGCAGCAGGAACAGUUACACCUCCAGCUUCUGACUCAGCAGCAGCAGCAGCAGCAGCAGCAACAGCAGCAGCAGCAGCAACAGCAGCAGCAACAGCAGCAGCAGGCCGGGAAGCAAGCAGCAAAAGAGGCGUUAGGCAGCAAGCAGCUGGCCUUCCAGCAGCAGCUGAUCCAGAUGCAGCAGCUCCAGCAGCAGCACAUUCUCAAUCUCCAGAGACAAGGCCUGGUUCCACUGCAGCCCACCGCCGCCAUGCAGAGUCUGCAGCAAGCAAUGUGUCCGUCAGACCUCCAGCAGCUGUGGAAGGAGGUGUCGGGGGUGCAGAGUAGUGAGGAGGCCCUAAAGCAGGUCGAGGGCCUGGACUUGAGCACCAACAGCUCCAAUUCUACCUCAGCCUUCCCCAAAGCUGCCAGUGCUCACAUUCCUCUACACUGCUUACCCAACGGACAGAACCACACCCCAAAGAGAGACAGAGCCAGACUGUUUGAGUGGAUAUCCUCCUUCACCAAGGCAGACAGCGCAGAUGACCAUGUCCCACUUUACUCCAAAGGCAGCCAACCUCCCAGCAGCCAUCACGAGGAGCAAGUCGGCUCUCACCCCCUCUACGGCCAUGGAGAGUGCAAGUGGCCCGGUUGUGAAGCACUGUGUGAGGACAUGGGCCAGUUCAUCAAGCACUUGAACAACGAGCACGCCCUGGACGACCGCAGCACUGCCCAGUGCAGAGUCCAGAUGCAGGUGGUCCAGCAGCUCGAGAUACAGCUGGCAAAAGAGAGCGAGCGGCUUCAGGCGAUGAUGACACACCUGCACAUGCGCCCCUCAGAGCCAAAGCCUUUUAACCAACCUCUGAACCUGGCUUCCAGUGGCUCUCUGUUAAAACGAGACAGCGACUCCUACCCAGAGGGUUUACCCCACCCCCCCACCUCAGCUGCCACCCCAAUCACCCCGCUGCGCCAGGGACCCUCCGUCAUCAGCUCCUCCAGCCUGCACACACACUCCCACUCCCACUCGCAUGCUGUCGGGCCCAUACGUAGGCGCAACUCCGACAAGUACUGCACCCCUAUCGCCUCAGAGCUCGCUCAAAACUGUGAGUUCUACAAGAACGCUGAUGUCAGGCCUCCCUUUACCUACGCCUCUCUCAUACGUCACGCCAUCCUGGAGUCCCCAGACAGACAGCUGACUCUCAAUGAGAUCUACAACUGGUUUACACGAAAGUUUGCCUAUUUCAGGAGAAAUACAGCCACGUGGAAGAAUGCCGUUCGCCACAACCUGAGUCUGCACAAGUGCUUUGUUCGCGUGGAGAACGUGAAGGGGGCCGUGUGGACUGUGGAUGAAGUUGAAUACCAAAAGAGGAGACCACCAAAGAUGACCGGAAGUCCAACUCUGGUGAAAAACAUGAUUUCAGGCCUGGGCUUUGGAUCACUGAAUGCCAGUUACCAGGCGGCUCUGGCGGAAAGCAGUCUGUCCCUGCUGAAUAGCCCCCACUUGGUGAGCCCUCCAUCUGCUGCCAGCCUCAACAUGCUCCACGUGGGCCAUGAUGAUGUCAGCUCCACUGUGGAGCAGGUCAACAGUAACGGUAGCUGCAGCCCCACGCUCAGCCCUCAACAGUACAGCAGCCACCCGGUGCAUGUGAAGGAGGAGCCCACCGAGGUGGAAGAGGACAGCCGACCAGUAUCCCUCCUGGCCGGCGUCACACACAGUCUGCCAUUGCCGAGCGACGAACGCGACCUGGAAGAGGAUCUUCCCACCGAGGAGCUGGAGUAGGACCGAUCCGCAGCAGGCCCGAGGGACAGAACUGACACAGAUUAACCCCCGAGCCCUCACACCGGCGUGAAGAGGGAAUGAUCGCAACAGUACAUUCAAGAGAAGAGAGAGAAGAGAGAAAAAAAAGAAAUAGCUUUUCGUUUGUUUUAAAGAAAAUCAAAGCAACCGAGGACUGCUUUGAGAAACUUAAAACAGGGUUUGAUAAAUUUUGUUACUUUCAGACGCAAAAACAAAACUGUGGAGCACUGCUUUACUGCCGUGUGUUGCUUUCACGACACUUGGCUCAGAGGUGUAACACCACUUAAUGCAUACACACUCACACGAAACGUGUGCACACACAAAAUACUCACUGACCUGCCAAAUCAUGUCUCGUUGCUCUCCCUGGAAAAGUCACCCACUUUAUAGACGCCUCAAGAGGUGUGGACGCGCACUCUGUCCUCAUCAUCCCACCACCUCGCACACACCAUCCUCUCUGCCAUCUUAUCCCAGCUGAGAAACGAACAGAUGCACACAGGAUCAUGUGUAUAUAGAUUUGGAGCAGGCACCAGGGGUAGGAUGUCUCCCUUUCUUCCCCUCGUUGAAUCAGUCAGUUGCUUUUUUAUUUUCUUUGAUUUGAUUAAGAGAAACUGAUGGGCUUCAAAACGAAGUGGAAGGAAGAGUGCUGCAAAGAUUACCUCCAAAACUUGUGCAGAGCAGGCUUCUGCAGGCGUCUGCACACGGCAAGACUGACCCAAACAGAGGUGGCGUAGCCCCGCUACCUGCCCACAACCUCUGCCAGCAGCUUCACGAGGGACCGAGGGACAUCUUUUCAAAUGCAUUUGCUUUUAAGUAGUAUAAAAGAAGACAUUUUCUUACCCAACUUACAUACCACAGUAAUCCCCCAGAAGACUGCAGGACUAGGAUGAGUUGGUGCUGUCCCUCUUCUUUCCUCCGUCUCCACACGGAGGAAUGAACACUCGGGAGAAAAAGAAGAAAAGAGGGGAAGCAGUGAGGAAGCAUCUACAGAAACAUUGUGACUAAAAAAGAAAACUGUUGAUGAUUAUGGAAUAUAACAAGAAAAAAAUGUGUGGUAGCUUUUGUCAUUUCCUUUUUUUUUCUCCCCUGUUUAUUUUCGAGGAUCAAUAUUUCAAAGGUGGAGUUCUGCUUUUUGACGUACCUUUUCUAAGGAUGCUGUUUCUUAUUUUUUUUCUUUUUUUUUGUAUUUGUAUUGUGAGUUGUUUGUAUACUUUGGUUGUUAACACCAUUCCACAUAAGUGUUGGCCAAAAAAAAAAAAAAAAUAGAAAAAAAAACCAUGACAAAAAGCGCAGUAUUGCCCCAACUUAUCUGAGCCCUACUCCCGCCUCUCUCCCUCUCUGUCCCAACUGUAGCAGGCAUCACAAUUGGAAAUAGCACUUAAAGUUACCAUUAUCCAGACAGAUUAUUUAACAGCUGAAUCGUUUUUCUUUUCUCUCUUACUCUCAUUUUUUGUUUUGGUUGUGUAUUUAGUUGAGAAAUAUCUGUAAUGCUUUAAAAGUAUAUAUAUAGAGAUAUAUAUUAUUACUGCAGUCAGAGAAUACCUCAUCCCACAAAGGUUCUGCCCAGAACUGUGUCCAAAUCCCUAAAAAGGAGUAAAGGGGGAAUUCUUUCUGUGGGACACCAAAUGUGGCAACUCUGCUCAGCUUCUGUUCAAAUCUCUAUGAUUAUAAUGGUUACUGUGUAGAAGCUAUGUUCAAUUCACUGUGUGAGUUUGUGUUAAAGGAAGAGCAUGUGAGAUUUGUUUCCUUGUUUUCCUCUGUGAGCAUCAAAGCAUUACUUUUCUCUACAGUGCCAUACCAAAUUUAACAUUUAUUUUAAUCUAUUAUCUGCUUAUUCCCAUUUUAUUUUUGUUACAGGUAACCAAAGAAAUAUGUAGAAAAACCAAAAACCCUGUAGUUUAUUUUGCCUUUUGUGUUUCUUUUUUUCUUCUUUUAUUUUAUUUUUAUUUUUUUAAAUAUCCUACUUGACUGGCCAAAAGACAACAAACCAGGAGUUUGAAUUCUUAUAAUUGUAUUCUUGUAACUAUUAUGUUGGAAAUGAUUUACAGUAUCGACCAUUCCAAAAACCAAAGGACGUAAAGCAAACUAGAAAUUGGGAGAAGGAUAUGAACGACUCAAAUUAGGUGUAAAGGCCAAAAAAAAAAAAAAACUAGCAUUAAUGAACCUCGCACAGUUCCUCUGAAAAACAAAAGACAGAGAACAGAAAAAAGAAAAGCACUUAAAGGUGAAACCAUGUCUCUCCUGGAACCAGACUCAACUGUGUUGGAAACACACCUCUGGGACUGGCCCCACUACACUCUAAAAAUGCUGAACAUUUAAGGCAUUUAAAAUACAUUUUAUGAAUCUACCAUCUGGAGAUGCCAAUAAACUGAAGGGCAAAACUUAUAUUUUGUCUCUCUUCGAACACCUGGCAUUACAAGGUACUUUUUCUGAGGUUUUUAGUAAUAGACGCUUGGCAUUCUUAAAUCUAGAGGGGAGAAAAAUGAACAGAAAUGCCAUCUUGAACUCUAUGUGCUGUUCACGAGAACAGAGCGUGUACUGUAAUUGGCUUAAACAAAGUCACAUCUUUGGACAGGAAGUUGUCAUAUUUCAAACAUCUGUUAAUUACACAAUAUAGAGGGAAAUCCUGAAAACAGUGAAAAUAUUACGAUGUAAGAGGAGAACAACCAAGGGACAUCAUGCAAAUCGAGUUUGGGUUCAUGUUUUUGUCAAACUGUCUCUUGCACUUCGGAUAUUUUUCUUUUCUUAUUUAAUGAAAGAAUAUUUCCAAAAACUUUGUGUUCAAACAGGACUGUUUUCCUGUCACUUUAAAAACUGGUUGUCUUACAGAGUACUAAAGUACAAAAGUGAGAGACAAACAUGUUGAAACAAGAUAAAAACCAAAAAUAACACUACCUCCUUUUCCAAACUGUUCAACACAUAGCCAGUGGGAGACUGAACUUUCUUAGAUAUUUUUUCCAACUCUUCCUCAUUGUUAAUAACGAAUGCCAAAAUUUUCUUGUUACACUCACUCUAUGACCAACGAAAUCAAACAAAUCUGGACUCCCUUACACAUCUGCUCGAGCCCAAAAACAUAGAGACAUUUCACUUUCCAAAUAAUUUAAAAUGACUACCUCUCCUUGAACCACACCUAAAGCACUCUCAGCGUCUCAGAAUGUGUUGUGAAGUGCCCAAAAUACCUUUUUAAGAGAAGACGUUUUCUAUUAGCUGUGUGAGACCGGCCACCUAAUUAGCACUGAUCUCCGUGAACUGUCUCUCAGCUGUUUGUGUGCAAAAGUCGCGAUCAGGUUUUCGCUUUCCCGAAGCUGGUCCUUAAUAGCUGUCUGUUGUUGCGUUGAGCUGGUUGUCAAAGUUCAUGAUUGGGCGAAUGUAUCAGUGCCACAACACAGCAGGGCUAUAUUUUCCUCCAAGCAGAGGCUCUGACCAUCCAGUUAUCCAAAGACCCUCAACACAGCAUCACCCCCUUCACCAAAACACUCGCAGGGACGCUGAGAGGACAGACAUGCUUGAUAAAACUAGUCACUACAACUACUAUAAGAUCCAAACCAAGAGGAACUGCUGCAGCCAGAACAUAAAUGAUUUCUGACUCGUGCUUUAAGGUACACCUGUAAACAGAGCUGUUUUAUAAAGAUGUAGAUUGUUCACAGGUCACCAUGUAACACUUCUGUUGUUUCUUCAGCUUGGCAUAGCAUGAUGUAUUCUUGUAUAUUACUGCUUGGCUUAUCUCUCCAGGGCUUUCUCUCUCAUGUUGUCCUUCCGUUUUCCUUUCUCUGUCGGGGUUUCUUUUUUCUGCACCUGUUAACUCCUGUAAAGCUUUCAGUUCAGACUCCUAUACUGUACUGCUCAUGCUGAGUAUAUGUAUUUAUCAUAUCACAUGCUGCAGGUAUCUUGGUUUAGUAGCUGUUGUUUUUAUUAUUUUGUUUUUAUUUUUUUCUUGUUUCUUUGUUUGUUUCCAUUUUUCAGUUCUUCAUGAAACGUCUGGGACGCUUUUUUUUUUUUUUUUUUUUUAAAGUGUACUAUCAAAAAAAAAAGAAAAUAAUUAAAGUUAGAUCAAUGGUUUAGGUAACACCUGUUUGUAUAUUUAUCUUAGCUAGGUCUAUUUUGAUACUUUUUUUGUCUCUGUACUGCAUUUAUGCAUUUUUAAGGAAAGAAAAACAACAAAUGGAAAACAAAGUAAAAAGAUUCUUCAUUAUGUAUUGAUACCUCAGAAGGACUUUUCCUCAAAGACAGGACCAAAACCUUUGAAAAGAAAAAGAGAACGAGGAAAAAAAUGUAAGAAUAUGUAGCCCCUCUCAUGCUUUAAAAAUGUGGAGCUCUAGAAAAGUAUUGCUGUUGGUCAUUUCAGGUGCCGAUAUGUGUCCCUGCUCCCUGUGACCCCUCCCUUUGACCCCUGACCCCGCCGUCAUUCCUGUAAAGAACUCUGACCCACAGAGCUGUCAAUCAUCUGCAGGUGCUAAAGGGGCCGUCACUGAGUCAAUCGCCUGGCAGGUGGCGUCUCGCCACAAACCUCAUCUCACAUCCCCCAGAGGAAGAUCAAAGACUGACGCUGCUGCAUUUUUGAUAACUCUUCCUCUUCAUAGUCUCAAUACCAAAAUAGGAGACAAGGUCUCAGAGAUGCAGCUCGUUCUCUGAUUUACCAAAGGCUCUGAGAGCCAACAUUGCUAAGUCCAAACUCCUGAACUGUAACCAAACUGUAACCAAACCAAUGCCACAACCUUAACCAACCAAAAAACCAAGCUACUUCCAAAAUUUUCCAUCAACUUCACCGAUCACAUUUACUGAUUAUCCUUCGUGCAUCCACAUAGCAGUGUUGCAGGAGCACCCUGAAGCCCAUUGGCUGGUGACUGACUCAAAGGACGCAGUGGAAUCAAAUCCUGAGGUGUGAUUGGACAGUUCUGAGGUGUCACGAGGGGGGGAAGGGACUCUCAAAGCGAAGCAUUGCCUGACGGUAUUAUCAAAUAGACAGCCAGAAUUCGAUGGAACUACCACUUCGGUUCUCCUCUGGUUAAACCUUAGGAAUGUGUGUACAUUUUCAACAGUGACUCUCUUUAUUGAUUUUUAGUUUGGGUUACCUGUUUACCUCUCUUUAUCCCUUGAUUUUUGUUAUGUGUCUUGAUUUUUGAAAGUGUGACCUGAGGAAGAGGUGGGAACAGGCACUGGGUGGCGACUUUGGACAGACAGUGGAGCCCAGGCCUCUGACCCUUCACCCUCGGGGUAGCCAUGUAAUGCCAGUCACUGCCCUUUCCUUCAUGCUGUAUAAAAACACACAUAUAUCUGUGUAUUUGUAACCUGAAUCUUCUUGUGUCUGUCCAUGCAGACAAUAAAAAAAAACUGUACAGUAGGUCUAGUUGCAUGUAAUCUGUACUAAUUAUUGACAAUGGCAUUAUAAAAUGCAAUAAAAUACUUAUUACACUG